AAAGAUCGAGAGGAAAAACCAGAAGACGGUGAAAACUCCCGACAAACGACGACCUACCCCGGGAGCGAACGGCCGCACCGGGACAUCGCUGCUGGCUGUGAGUCGGUCGACAGCCGCUCCGGUUCAAAAGAGAAGAGGAGGAAUAUAUGCGAGGAGGAUUAACGCGGAGGAAGAGGAGGAGAAAGUAGAGCCGGAGAGCUGCUGCCACUCUCCGGAUUACGCUUCGCGGGGCUGAGAGGAUGAGGUGACCGCCAGGAAACGGAGGGGAAAAGUGUUUUUGUUUGCAAAAAGGCGACGGAAACGGACUGUGUGGAUAUUUAUACGCUGUGGUGUCAACUUCGCGGUGGAUGUCGUUUUAAAGCGGAGUCGCAGGAGGCAGAUUUCGCGCAGAAGAGCCUGAGCGAACACACUUCGCUUCUUUUCUCCUCACCCGGCUCAUCGGAUAUUAUUAACGCAGGGGGGGGAGAGAGGUCUGGGUGUCUUGUGCCGAUGCCCACGGCAGACUGCAGGCUGGUCCAUCAUGGUCGGAUCAUGAGGUGUCUGACUUAUCUGCUGCUACUUCCCGAAACACUGAAAAAGUCCAAGAAGCUGCCGUUAUGUUAUGAGAUCCUGACCCUGUCCCUGACGAACAAGACGAAACAGAAGAAGAAGAUGGCUGCGGAGCUGUACCCCGCCAACACCAACAACACCAACCUCGCCAAUGGCACCACGGUGGCGGACACGGAGAAGAGCAAGGCGGCGCAGGUGAACCAGGCCGGCGGCAGUGGCAGCGGCGGCAGCAGCGCGGCGACCACUCCGACCACCCAGCAGAACAUCAACAACAACAACGUCGACCCACCCAGCUGGCAGUGCAGCCACCCCACACUUAGAGAGAGGAAUGCCUUGAUGUUUAACAAUGAGCUGAUGGCCGACGUCCACUUCAUUGUCGGUCCUCUGGGGGCGUCGCAGAAAGUCCCAGCGCACAAGUACGUGCUGGCCGUGGGAAGCUCGGUCUUCUGUGCCAUGUUUUACGGCGAUCUGGCGGAGGAGGAGUCUGAGAUCCAUAUCCCAGAUGUGGAACCUGCUGCUUUUCUAAUUCUGCUGAAAUACAUGUACAGCGAUGAGAUUGACUUGGAGGCGGACACGGUGCUGGCCACCCUGUACGCUGCCAAGAAGUACAUAGUCCCUGCACUGGCCAAGGCCUGCGUCACCUUCCUGGAAACCAGCCUGGAGGCGAAGAACGCCUGCGUGCUGCUCUCCCAGAGCCGCCUGUUCGAGGAGCCCGAGCUGACGCAGCGCUGCUGGGAGGUGAUCGACGCUCAGGCCGAGCUGGCGCUGUGCUCCGAGGGCUUCUGCGAGAUCGACCUGCAGACGCUGGAGAUCAUACUGCGGCGGGAGACCCUCAACGCCAAGGAGGUGAUGGUGUUCGACGCGGUCAUGAGCUGGGCCGUGGCGGAGUGUAAGAGACAGUGUUUGAGUCCCACCACCCGCAACAAAAGAGACGUCCUGGGCAAGGCGCUGUUUCUGGUGCGCAUCCCCUCCAUGAGCCUGGAGGAGUUCGCCAACGGGGCGGCUCAGUCCGACAUCCUGACACUGGAGGAGACGCACAGCAUGUUCCUGUGGUACACUGCGGCUAAGAAGCCCACACUGGACUUCCCUCUGACUGCGAGGAAGGGUCUGCUGCCUCAGAAGUGCCACCGCUUCCAGUCGUCGGCGUACCGGAGCAAUCAGUGGCGCUACCGCGGCCGCUGCGACAGCAUCCAGUUUGCCGUGGACAAGAGGAUCUUCAUCGCCGGUCUGGGACUGUACGGAUCGAGCGGCAGCAAGGCCGAGUACAGCGUCAAGAUCGAACUCAAGCGGCAGGGCGCGGUCCUGGCCCAGAACCUGACCAAGUUCGUGUCGGACGGCUCCAGCUGCACGUUUCCCGUGUGGUUCGAGCAUCCGGUGCAGGUGGAGCAGGACGCCUUCUACACGGUGAGCGCCGUGCUGGACGGGAACGAGCUGAGCUACUUCGGUCAGGAGGGCAUGACGGAGGUGCAGUGCGGCAAAGUGACAUUUCAGUUCCAGUGUUCGUCGGACAGCACCAACGGGACCGGAGUACAGGGAGGACAGAUCCCCGAGCUGGUGUUCUACGCAUAAGCUGCUGACAGACAAAGACAACCAUGCCUCCCAGCCUUUAAAGUAAUGUAGCAUUAAAGACACUCACGUCACGUCACACAAAAAUGGCCUGGUUUAGUUCUUUAAAGAGACUAUUUUGGAGAAAGAGCCGCUGGUUUUAUCGUAUUUAAUUUAACGUUAUUUUUCUAUUUAAAUUCCGCGUUAACGUUAUUUGCUCUGAUGCCUGUGUGUGUGUGUGUGACGGCUGCGGCUGCUGUAGAAAAACAACAUUAACACGGUGAUUUUCUUGUUAUAUAAUCGAGCUCGGCUCCACGACUGGAACAAAAGUAGGGACUUAAAUCGGGUUCAUCUGCCACGUUUGUUGUUUUUCUCCUCUCCAGAGUUCCGAGCAGCAAUAUCACAACAAAGAGCAGACUUUAUGUAGUUUAACCAUUCAAAUGCAUUAAAAGAAGCAGACAGUAGAGAUCAGAGUUGUUUUGCACUUGAAGAGGAUCGCCUCGGAAACGUCGUGUCUUUUUGUAAAGUAUGAUUCACGUGUCGACGGCUUGAUGCCGCCGUGUACAAGAAUGCCUAUACACCUGAUGAUAACACAUAAAGGUUUUAAUGUGACUCAA
Molecule: messenger RNA, 2711 nt
Organism: Solea senegalensis (Senegalese sole)
Lineage: Eukaryota; Metazoa; Chordata; Actinopteri; Pleuronectiformes; Soleidae
Product: BTB/POZ domain-containing protein 6-B-like
Exons: 4
Coding region: 490-2118 (542 amino acids)
Biological process (GO): neurogenesis
Cellular component (GO): cytosol
Molecular function (GO): protein binding
Source: RefSeq, a predicted model, not a curated record